This is a messenger RNA of Tremella mesenterica DSM 1558, 1420 nucleotides long. RefSeq lists its product as uncharacterized. Bases 87 to 1307 code for a protein of 406 amino acids. Gene Ontology annotation, biological process: epoxide metabolic process. The record is from RefSeq and is a predicted model, not a curated record. NCBI's taxonomy places the organism in Eukaryota, Fungi, Basidiomycota, Tremellomycetes, Tremellales, Tremellaceae. Gene Ontology annotation, molecular function: epoxide hydrolase activity. The transcript has 7 exons.
CGACAACUACUUACUUAGGGAAUGGUAUUCCUUCCUCCUGCUAUCAAGACAGUCUGUGUAUCCUAGAAUCUCUAGUAUCUUAGUAAAUGGAUUUCUUGGAUUUCUCAACUCCCUCUUCUCAGGCCAAGCUACGUCUUGAGCCCUUCAAAGUCUCCAUCCCACAAGAAGACAUUGACGAUCUAAUAUCUCUGGUGAGAGCGGGACGGAUAGCUAAGAAAACGUAUGAGAAUACUCAGACGGAAGAGAACUUCGGUAUAACGAGGGACUGGUUGAUGCAUGCUCGAGAUCAAUGGUUGGAAUUUGACUGGCGCAAACAAGAACAACGCAUCAACUCGAUACCUCAAUUCACUACUCUCCUCGUUGGUCGAGAUGGACACGAAUAUAGAAUACACUUUAUGGCUCUUUUCUCUUCCAAGAAAGAUUCUAUCCCCAUACUUUUCAGUCAUGGCUGGCCGGGAUGUUUUCUGGAAUUUCUACCGAUGUGUGAAAUGCUCAUCAAGCGUUACUCUCCCGGGGACUUACCAUACAACAUUAUUAUCCCCUCUCUGCCAGGCUAUACUUUUUCCGAUGCUCCUCACUUAGAGUCCGAUUUUGGAGUCCCUGAUAUCGCUUAUCUUUUCAAUGGACUGAUGCGUGGUUUAGGGUACGAUAGAUAUGUAGCUCAAGGUGGAGAUAUAGGUUCUGCUAUCUCUUCAGAGCUUGGAAGGGAAUACGACAGUUGUGUGGCCGUCCAUCUCAAUUACAAAAAUCCCUAUCUACCUCCUAAGGGGACUAUCGAACGCGAGAGGAUCAUGAUUAGAGGAGGACCUCAUUUUGAUGAUGCGGCGACAUUCAUGCAACCGUUUGGUUAUGCAUUGGAACAAGGAACAAGACCUUCGACUAUAGGUUUAGUCUUGUCCACCUCUCCUCUUGCUCUUCUAGCUUGGAUAGGCGAGAAAAACCUAGAAUGGGGUGAUAAGUGGCCUGGACUAGAGACGACGCUCACUUUCGUAUCGCUCUAUUGGUUCACAAACACUUAUCCUUCCAGUAUCUAUCCUUACCGUUGGACGCAAGGCAUACAUCGUCCUCCUGCCGAAAAGGACGAAGCUUGGAUAUCUAAACCGACUGGAUACUCGAAGUUUGGAGGUGAAAUGUGUGAUACGCCCAAAGAAUGGGUGGCUCAGAUCUCAAACCUGGUGUGGUCUCGGGAACACGACGGGGGAGGUCACUUUGCUGCUCUCGAGAGACCUGAAGAGUUGUUUCAAGACGUUGAUGAUUUUGUCAAAGCCGCGUGGGGAAUGUCGCCCAAGCUCAGAAGACCUGAUUAAACGAUAUCGCUGCAUGGGGCCAUAUAAACUUGUACCACCACAUCUUGCAGGUCUUACUAUCACUUCGUAUAAGUUCUAAAGUAGAAUGAUAUUAGUUGUACUCGUACGAUAAU